CGCCCCCAUGCCCGAGCCCGGCCCCAGGAUGAACGGCUUCUCGCUGGGCGAGCUGUGCUGGCUGUUCUGCUGCCCGCCCUGCCCGAGCCGCAUCGCCGCCAAGCUGGCCUUCCUGCCGCCCGAGCCCACCUACACGGUGCUGGCGCCCGAGCAGCGCGGCCCGGGCCCCGGCGCGCCCGGCGCGGCCGCCCCGGCCCCCGCCCCGGCGCCCGCGGCCAGCCCCGCGCCGGCGGCCGAGGAGGGCGCGGGCCCGGGCGCGUGCAGCCUGCACCUGAGCGAGCGCGCCGACUGGCAGUACUCGCAGCGCGAGCUGGACGCCGUCGAGGUCUUCUUCUCGCGCACGGCCCGCGACAACCGGCUGGGCUGCAUGUUCGUGCGCUGCGCGCCCUCCAGCCGCUACACGCUGCUCUUCUCGCACGGCAACGCCGUGGACCUGGGCCAGAUGUGCAGCUUCUACAUCGGCCUGGGCUCGCGCAUCAACUGCAACAUCUUCUCCUACGACUACUCGGGCUACGGCGUCAGCUCGGGCCGGCCCUCCGAGAAGAACCUCUACGCCGACAUCGACGCCGCCUGGCAGGCGCUGCGCACCCGGUACGGCGUGAGCCCCGAGAACAUCAUCCUGUACGGACAGAGCAUCGGGACGGUCCCCACGGUGGACCUCGCCUCGCGGUACGAGUGCGCUGCUGUGAUCCUCCACUCGCCUCUGAUGUCGGGUCUGCGCGUGGCUUUUCCCGACACCAGGAAAACGUACUGCUUCGAUGCGUUCCCCAGCAUUGACAAGAUUUCUAAAGUCACCUCUCCGGUGUUGGUCAUUCAUGGGACCGAAGAUGAGGUCAUCGAUUUCUCCCACGGCCUGGCCAUGUAUGAGCGCUGUCCCCGAGCCGUGGAGCCCCUCUGGGUCGAAGGGGCCGGGCAUAAUGACAUAGAGCUUUAUGCACAAUACCUAGAAAGACUAAAACAGUUCAUAUCUCACGAACUUCCUAACUCCUGAAGACGACUUGAUUUUUACCUCAUUUACUGUGAACACAAGGGUCCUCUUUUUGCACACGCUUUAACUGGGUAGCGGUCACCGCGCGAUGACCACGAGGAAGUGCCCGGCCUGUAGGGUGUUCUCGUCAAAGAGCUGGGGGAACCUCAGCCGUGUAGCUAGAGAAUUUCUACUAAUUCACACAACCUCUUAUACUGAACUGCUGUGAUUUCCAGCUUCGGGACCUUGGGGGGGAUUGGGAAUGAGGGCUGGAGGUGGGGACGGGUUUCUUGCUAUCUGAGGAUGCUCCCAUCUGUGUCUCUUCCUUACCCAUCUCUUAGGAUUCAUUUACGCAGGACUCCCCCUCCCUCCCCUCCCCCAUGCCCUCUGCAUUCGCGGGGUCAGUCCAUCAGUGAAGCUGUGAUAGAGCAACUGGAAAGCUGGUGACAGAAAUUCCUUUAACUUUUGUUAACGUGCCGACCUUUCCCCCCAAACAGAUCAUUUGAAGGUUCUUUUCCUGGAACAGCUUCACCAACUGGAACCCUAGACAUAUAACUGGAAUAUUCUUAAACAAAAAUAACUGGGUGUAUUGGUUUUGGUUUUUUGGUGUUUUGUUUUGUUUUUUUCCCAGUGUAAAUUUAUGACUAGCCAACAGACUUUUCCUCUUUUGAUUGGUUCGCCUACCAAGAGCCGGAUUUCCACCUGGCGAGUCCUCCUGAGAGGGUUUUUAAAAAGUCCUGUACAUAUUUGCGACCAUAUUGUGCAUAGAUUCUUAAUGGGUAGAUGUCCUUUGUCAGGGUACACCAAUGAACUGCAAAUUCCUUGUUUGUAAUGUAAAUGAUUGGAUACAUUUUGUUAAUAUGUUUUUAUUCCUA
This is a messenger RNA of Molossus molossus (Pallas's mastiff bat), 1842 nucleotides long. RefSeq names its product abhydrolase domain containing 17C, depalmitoylase (gene ABHD17C). The coding region runs from base 8 to 991 and encodes 327 amino acids. NCBI's taxonomy places the organism in Eukaryota, Metazoa, Chordata, Mammalia, Chiroptera, Molossidae. Gene Ontology annotation, cellular component: plasma membrane; endosome membrane. Gene Ontology annotation, molecular function: palmitoyl-(protein) hydrolase activity. Gene Ontology annotation, biological process: protein depalmitoylation. The record is from RefSeq and is a predicted model, not a curated record. The transcript is spliced from 3 exons.